AUGGGAACUUCCACUGUUACGGGAGGAGGCCCCAAUCCGUCUCCACGCAAGAAUGGUUUCCCCCCCGAAAUCAUAGAUAUCAUCGGCCCUGCCCUCCAACUCGGUGGCCUUGCAGGUAUGUCCGGUGUGAUUAUUGGUGGAUUCGCGGGAGUUGUGGUUUCGAAUACACCUAUGCUUUUUGCAUUGGCAUCAGGUGUCCAAUGGUUUACUCUCGGCAGCACGUUUUGGACUGCAAGGGGAUGUUUGCUUAGUUCUUGGGAUGGCGGCAAGAUAACGCCGCGAGAAAAAGUUUCUGUCAGCGCUUUUUCUGGGGGGAUUGCUGGAACUAUGGGGGGCUUCUUACGUGGGCGAAAGAAUAUCGUGCCUGGAGCUAUAAUAUUUACGGCGAUUGGUGGCAUUGGCCAAUAUGUCUACAAUGCUAUGGAUGCCAGAAAGACACUCGCUGCCGAAAACGCUUCGGUCGGCCAGGAGAAGUAUUCAUGGAUGAAUUCGAAGUGGAGUCCAGUUAAACAGCUCUCAGAUGCUGAGUAUGGAGACAUGAUGCGCGAGAAGUUACUCCGUGUCAAUGCAGAAAUAGCGUUGAUUGAUGAGAGUAUAGAGGCUCUUCAGUCCGAGAAGCGCGAAAUGCCUGGCAGUACGCCUCGACCUAAUGGGACGAACGAUUCCAGGUAG
Messenger RNA from Venustampulla echinocandica, 672 nucleotides. RefSeq lists its product as uncharacterized. The transcript is spliced from 4 exons. NCBI's taxonomy places the organism in Eukaryota, Fungi, Ascomycota, Leotiomycetes, Helotiales, Pleuroascaceae. The coding region runs from base 1 to 672 and encodes 223 amino acids. The record is from RefSeq and is a predicted model, not a curated record.